AUGAGUGUCGACAUUGGAGGGCUAAUCGCAAUCAUCUUGUUCUACUUGAUCAUCCUAGCCAUUGGAAUAUGGGCAGCCUGGAAAAAUAAAUCAAAACCAAGCCAUGGUGAACUACUUCGAAAUGAAAUUAUUAUGAUAGGACGGAGAGACAUAGGUUUAAUUCUUGGUAUUUUUACUAUGACUGCCACAUGGGUUGGUGGUGCUUAUAUUAAUGGUACAGCAGAGGCAGUCUAUGUUGUUGGACAUGGAUUUAUAUGGACACAGGCUCCCUUAGGAUUUGCAGUAAGUCUUAUCAUCGGCGGUUUGUUUUUCGCUAAAACAAUGCGUUCAAGAAGGUAUGUGACUAUGUUGGACCCCUUUCAGGAAACCUAUGGUGGAAGGAUAGGUGGCCUGAUGUUCAUCCCUGCUGUCAUGGGAGAGCUCUUUUGGUCAGCAUCUGUUCUGUCUGCUCUUGGUUCAUCAUUGAGUGUAAUUUUCGAAAUUGAUGUCCACUUGGCCAUUAUUAUUUCUACUGUGAUAGCAGUUUGUUACACUCUGAUUGGCGGUUUGUACUCAGUCGCAUAUACAGACAUGGCUCAACUAUUAUGUAUCUUUGUAGGAUUGUACAUGAGCCUGCCUUUUGCUGUUUUGAAUCCUGCGGUCACAAGUAUUGCCAUCACCGCUACAGAGUAUGUUUACCGUGAACCUUGGCUUGGAUACAUAAGCCCUGGAAAUGCAUGGAUUUGGGUUGACAAUUACAUUCUGAUGAUUUUAGGAGGAAUUCCUUGGCAGGCAUAUUUUCAAAGGGUACUUUCGGCCUCCACAGCUACUCAAGCACAAAUACUUUCCUUUGUGGCUGCUUUCAGUAGUUUAAUACUGGCUCUCCCAGCUGUAAUCAUUGGCGCAGUAGGAGCAUCAACUGACUGGAAUCAGACAAACUAUGGUCUUCCAGAUCCUAUGGGGAGAAAUGAAACUCAGAUGAUUUUGCCAAUUAUACUGCGGCACCUUUGUCCAAGUUAUAUUGCAUUUUUUGGCCUUGGAGCAGUUUCUGCUGCAGUGAUGUCAUCAGCUGACUCUUCCAUCCUAUCAGCAAGUUCCAUGUUUACUAGGAAUCUUUAUCAUGGUGUACUUAGGCGUGAAGCCACAGAUAAUGAACUGGUGUGGGUAAUGAGAGCAGGCAUCAUUAUGUUUGGAUCAAUAGCAGCAGGAAUGACAUGGAUGUCCACUUCUGUCUAUGGGUUAUGGUACCUAAGCUCGGAUCUCAUCUUUGUUCUGCUUUUUCCUCAGCUGGUAUCCGUACUGUAUAUCAAGGGAACCAAUGUUUAUGGUUGCCUCACUAGUUACAUCUUAGGUAUUUUUCUCCGCAUUAGUGGUGGUGAACCGUACCUACGAUUACAACCAUUGGUCUGUUAUGCUGGAUGCUAUUUGGAUAUCACAUUUCCAAGUGGACCAAUAUAUAUCCAAACAUUUCCAUUCAAAACUUUGUCGAUGUUGUCAUGUUUACUGAUGAACCUCAGUGUUUCAUAUCUGACCAAACUUCUCUUCGAUAGGGGAGUGUUAUCACAGAAAAUGGACAUUCUUAAAGGCUUUGAUUCACAGUCUAAAAAAGAAAGAAAUAAUAAAGUAGGAUCACUGAACAAUGAUAACACGGAUAUAGUUGAACAGACACCUACAGAUAAAGAAGCUAUGGACCCUUUUAAUACUACUUCUGAAAAUAUGGAACCAAACAUUCAUCAAGCUCAAGUCCAGUGACUUCAAAAAUGGAUGAUUGACACAUGCCUCACUUGAAAGUAAAUUCAAACGUGGAUAUUGUAGCAAAAAAAAAUGUAUUACACCUGAAGCAAAUGCCGAGUGGUUUUGGUUAGGAGCUGUAAUAAAUAAAACAAAACUCACUGAUAAACACGUAAAGCUAGUGGACUAAAAAUCCCAAUUGAGUCAAUUAUUAGCAUUGGAUAUUGUUAGCUAGUUACUAUUCCAGUUAGUUUACAACACCAACUUGCAUUUAUUUAACACCCUUAAGGUAGGACAGCACUCCGAGGCAUUUCCCAGGAGUGUAAUCAGAUGAAAAUUGAUACUAAGUCAAACAAAGAGACAUUGGGAAAAGUGGCUUACUCAAGAAGAUAGGUUUCAAAGGAGAAAAGUAAAGCUUCAGGAGAGAAUUUCAGAGAUUACAGGCUAGAUGGCUGACAACUCUGACAGCAAUGCUAGGAUGAAAGAUGUAAAUGGUACACAAGAGGCCAAAAGUAGAAGUAUCAGAAUUAUUUGUAAAAUGUAGGCCCAAAGAAGUUUAUGGGGAUAGGGAGGAACAAAGCCAUGAAGAAGCUGAACCAUGAGAUAAGGAUUUUAAAAUCAAAGUGUUGCUGGACCAGUAGUCAAUUCACAUCAACAAAUGGAAUGAAUGAGGCUUGAGAAAGGGUUGGAUAUAGGUAGAAAAGUUUAAAAGAGCUUAAUGUUCAUAUAGUGUCAAAGGUAUGAUAUCUGCCAAAAAAAUGUAAUAUUUGAGACUGAAGUUAACAAAACCAUAGAUCAAACUUCCAACAAUACACGGGUGGGGAUGGAUGGAAAAGCAGCGAGACAGGUCAGGGAAAUGAUUGAAGAGGUUAGACACUUAAUUAUGACCUUCUACAGCACAUUUACCUUUGCUCAAUAAAGCUGGAAUUCCUGGAUUUUCAAAAAAAAAUUCUGUUAAUUAUUUUCUAAUCAGCUUUGCUGUU
This is a messenger RNA of Hemiscyllium ocellatum (epaulette shark), 2693 nucleotides long. RefSeq names its product high-affinity choline transporter 1-like. The transcript has 8 exons. Gene Ontology annotation, cellular component: dendrite; perikaryon; axon. The coding region runs from base 1 to 1731 and encodes 576 amino acids. NCBI's taxonomy places the organism in Eukaryota, Metazoa, Chordata, Chondrichthyes, Orectolobiformes, Hemiscylliidae. Gene Ontology annotation, biological process: synaptic transmission, cholinergic; acetylcholine biosynthetic process; transmembrane transport. Gene Ontology annotation, molecular function: choline:sodium symporter activity. The record is from RefSeq and is a predicted model, not a curated record.